CAUCGAGUGCGUCACGAAUUCCCGAUUCGUCUACAGCCACUUCAAAAGCAUACAAGAGAAUGGACCCAACCUCAAGCGCAGGCUCAAACCCAAAACCCAUGAAUAUCCCGACCCACUCCCACCUGCUCACCCACAACCUCUCUCACUACCUCACCAAAUCCGCACUUGUCCAUCCUCAAAGAAACUUCACACAGCAGCUCAACGCCGCAGAACAGCGCGCAGCCAUGUCGUCCACCUUCCCCACCACAUCCUCGAAGCCCGGCGAGCAUUUCGAGCCGCGCCAGACGGCGACGAGCGAAGACUACACACCCGACCCGUCCAAGAGCCUCCCGCUGAACCCGCAACGGCAGCGGCUUGUGGACGACAUCAUCGCGCUGUACAGCUGCGAGCCGACCAUCGAGAGGGUGCAGCGAUACACGCCUGAUUGCGUGUACGACGACCAGUUCGUGUACGCGAACGACCGGUAUAAGAUGGCGGGGCAGUGGUUUGCGCUGCCGAAGUUGUUUAAGGAUAGCACGAACCAUGGGUAUCAGGUUAUCCGGAGUGAUAAUGAGAUGAUUCAGUUUAAGAAUCAGCAAUCCUGGACGUUCAAGAUCAUCCCCAAGACUGCCAUGAUCACGGGUCUUGUGUCGCUUUCGCUGGAUCCGGAUACUGUGGAUAAGGAGUUUAUGCAGAUUAAGUAUCAUAAGGAUCAGGCGAAUGAUAAAGAUUACUCGCAUGAGGGUCUUGGGUUCUCGUUCAAGAAGUGGCAGGCUGACCAGGUGGCGAAGCAUAUGGACAGUCCGGAGGUGGAGCAGUUUGCGGCGGACAAGAGCGCGAAUAAGGAGCAUGUGAGGAAGUAUGGUUCUAGGACUGCAGAUGCACCGAAGCAGGAUUUUACGAACUGACAUAAGGUUUGAGAAGAUGAUUGAUGCGAAAUAUUUGUAUGAAUAAUGAGCGUAUGAUAUGAUUCUUUAGGUCGAACAGCGAU
Molecule: messenger RNA, 970 nt
Organism: Mytilinidion resinicola
Lineage: Eukaryota; Fungi; Ascomycota; Dothideomycetes; Mytilinidiales; Mytilinidiaceae
Exons: 2
Coding region: 60-887 (275 amino acids)
Source: RefSeq, a predicted model, not a curated record